AUGGCGGAGGAUUCUUCGGACGAGGAGCAAUAUGAAGAUCUUAACGUUCAAAAUGGAUACGAUGGUGAACUUGAACUGUACCUCAGGGGUGAUUCUGAAUCAGAUACAAGUGACUCGGCAGGUAGUAUAAUGUUGUGAGGGAAGUCUCUAAAACGGUGUACAGGGCGAAGUUUGUAUAGAAUGUAGCUAGGUGCAGAAAGAAGUGUUAAUGCAAUAGUAAAGGGAUUUCGACUAAUUUUCUCCUCAGUGGAUAUAAAGCCAGUAUGGUUUGGGCUACUAUCAAGAGGGCUAUACGCUCGAUUUAUAGGAAACUUUUCUGCUUUAUCAGGACUAAAGAAAAUUCGAACUGACAACAAUGUGUACACAUGAAAUAAUUGAUGGAGACUCUAGACUGUACUGACGUUAAACUUCGACUUUUGUGACUAGAGUUACUCUGAACAUGACAUUCAUGAACUCAGCUGUCGUAUAGCAAGCAUAUGAAUUUGUAUUUCGACAUUCUGUCAGUAAAGAGUGAUUUAUCUGACUUACUAAAAUAUUUAAUGUAUUUGUUUUGUGGUUUUUAUUCAGCUGAAAUUGUCCAGGAUAGUGAUGAAGGCGGAGCCAUUAAUGAGUGUACAGUGAAUUUUGACCAGUCUCUUCCAACGCGCCAUCAAGUGAGCAUUAGCCUGCACUCUUUUAACCCUAACAUCAGUAUGCAAUUUCUCCCUACAUUUCCUAAGCUGUCACCAAGAGGAAUUUGUUCAGUAAUCAUGAGGUGCUUUAGUUAGUGAUCACUUUCUUCAUUCUCAUGAACUUAAUGUUUGAUUCUAGGAUUAUUUUGUAAGGAGCAGUUAGAUGCUAGUCACUUUUAGAGGUGAAAUGGUUAAAACACAAAUUAGUGUAUAUUUAGCAAAGUGUAAGACUUAUGACUGGAAACAUUAAAUCUUGAACAAUUAAGGUAUUUGUCUGUUUUCCUUGCAGUAUCUUGGUGAAGAAAUGGAUGAGUUCAGUGGACGCACAUAUCAUGAGCCUGGUUCACAUAUCACCCUUCCAUUACUGAUGUUACCUGGUCUUGUUCUGGUCCCUGGACAAACUCUUCCUCUUCACUUAUUUCAACCUCAGGUUGGACAUACACUUUUAAGAAACAUAUUCAUGACUUGAGAGAUAUACUAGACAAAUCUUCACUUGAACAUAGGUGAAUGGUCAGCUUAACUUAACUCUGUUGCAACUUUUAAGAAACUAACUGACUGACUUUUACAUUACAAGGUAAAUGAUUUGACCAACUAAACUGCAGCUUUUUUCAAUUGAAUGUCUAAGUAAUACAAGAUUGCAUUGGUUUUACUCAACUAUACCCUAUGACUGGUCUAGAAAACUCUCUUGACCAACUUCCAAUGAAUAAAAAAUUGCAACCAUUAAGAUUUGGUUGCUCAUGUUUUCCUAAGCAUCAAGCAGUUUCAUUCUCUUUACUAUGAGUUUUAAUUGGCUCCCAGUGAUAUUUUCCUUUGGUCUUUUUAACUUUGGUUUUAGUCUUUCAAAACUAUGUUGAAAAGGGCUCAGAAGGAAAUAAAAUAAUCAGGGAAUUUAUCUCUCUGAUAGCCAUUUAUUCUCUUUAAUGGGUGGGAAGGUGGGACUGCACAUUUAGUAUUAUUUGAUUACAACUUUUUUGUUAAAAAAAUAUGGAUGUAUUGACUUUUAUUAACUACAUAUGUAAUUGUUCUUAACACCAGUCUGUGUCAAUGAUGAAAAAUAUUAUAGAAAAAGACAGAACGUUUGGCAUGGUAAAUGCAAGGUGAGAGAUUUAUGCCACAGUCCUCAGAGAACAUGUUUUUUUUUCUAAUUUAUUGCCAAUGUUUUUUUCAUAAGUAACUCUUCUGUUGGGAGAUUGUAUUGCAAGCUCAUUUCAGGUUUUAAAUGUUAUAUAUUGUUUUAUAUCUUAUCUAGGUCAAAUUUUAUCGAACAUGAUUUGAAAUGAUAUUUUGAUAAAAAUUGUGAAACUGAAAAUAUGCAAACUUUUCUUUCUUGUUUCCAGUUUACAGUGACUAAAGACAAGAGCUCAAGUUCUUAUCUCUAAACAAGCCUCUCAUUAUUUCAUAAUAUCAAUGUUUAUUGUUUGAUAUCAUGUUGUCCUCUAGAUAUGGCAUUAACCAAAGCCAGCUGCUUGCUGCCAUUGGAACCACAGCAGAGAUAUUCUCCAUGAAAGAAGAGUCUGAUGCAGGAAUUAAUACACUGCGUAUCAAAGCUACAGGCCGUCAAAGGUUUCGAAUUAAAGAACUGCGUAGGCAAGUGGAUGGGUGAGUUACAAGGUUAUGCAAGAUAGUGACAUGUUUUAGUCAAUACCUUUUAAAGACUUAUACUUCUGUAAAGAAACCUCUUAUAGUCCUUUUAGCUUAAGUCUCUAAGCUAAUAACUCUAACUGAUACAUGGUAAAAGAGAAGAACAGUUCCCAAAAGAUAUAGUUGGCCAACGGUCAACCAACUGUUAGCCGACUGUCAGCCAACCAAUGGCCAACUGUGAAUCAAUGAAAUAUUGUUCACUUUUACCCAUGCAUGAGGGGACGUAAAUCGUCUGUACUGUAAGUAUCCCGGAGAGUCCCCUACAUUUUCUUAGACUUUUAGUCUAAGAAAAUGUAUGGGACUUUUUGAACGCUCCAGGCAGCUCUCCUGUAAGGUGUCAUAAUCCUGUUGCUGCUGACAUUGAUGUGACAGAUAAUUGCUUUUGCACUGUUUUCUUUGCCGGCUUAUACUUGUCAUCAAGUUUCAAUAAGACGGCUAUCAUUUUUCACAAGAAUAAUGAAGUUUUCGUAAAUUGUGAGAUCGGAUGAUAUGUACUUACAGUGCAGACGAUUUGCGUCCCCUCAUGACAGUUGUUGUACAAUAUGUAGUACCUGAAAAACAAUGGGAAGGCAUGAACUGGAAUAGGGUCACAACCAGUUGAUAACAUUUUCGUCACAUUUAGUGUCUUUAGAAUGAAGGAGUGAGCUCAAAUAUUGAAAUUUUAACCAAGUUUUGCUUUUUCCUGCCUCAGUAUUCUACUGGCCACAGUGCAUGUUUUACCAGAAGUCAACCUUCCCUCUCAUCCUGAGGGUGCACUUUGGUCUUGUUACCACAAGUUUGGUUGCCAGGGAACCACUAGUGGCUACCAUGAAAAACCACACCAGGUCACCUCCAGAAAAAACAGACUGGGGAAGAAUAAGUAUCACAAGGUUAGAUUUUAAGGAGGCAUCAAAUUUACUUUGAUGAAGUAACACUACUUUUUCUUAAUUACUUUUCUUAAUUUCGUUUUCACUGAUCAAGCUGCAGAGUGACAAUCUUAUGUAGCUAUUGAUCAAUUAGUCCGUCUUAUGUUUCUCUAUAUGGCAAAAGCUAAGAACCAAGCUUGGUGAUCCCUGUGGUUUGUUUGUUUGUUUGUUUUUUUCAAAAGGGACACUGCUUGAUAUGAGGAUUUAGUUCCCCCUUCUUUUGACCUUCAUCUUUUUUAAUAAAGUUUUUGUUUUGUGUUCAAAAUCUUUCUAAAAUCUUUAGGAAAUGCUGUCUAGGGUGGUGAAAGUUUCUCUAAUGCAAGAGAGAAGUUAGGUGAACUAGUUAUGGCAUCAAAAGCAGGACAGUCUAUUUAAAUGUUUGCUGCAGAUAUAUAUAUAUAUAUAUAUAUAUAUAUGUAUAUGUAUAUGUAUAUAUAUAUAUAUAUAUAUAUAUAUAUAUAUAUAUAUAUAUACAUAUAUGGUACUUUAUUAAACUUGAAUCACUGAUCAACUCUAUAGGUACCCACCAGUCUAAGUUCAUGGCCAAGCUGGGUAUAUGAGUUGUACAAUCCAGUAAGUUAUAAAAUGUUCAAUAAAAAAUAUUAAUCAAGGAGAAAACCUUCGGAUACUGUCACAUGAUCAACCUGGCACAUUCCAGAUCUUCAGCAAGAUCACCCACAGUUCUUUUUGGGAAUGGUGAAAGUAAAGGAUAAAACACAUGGGUUUUAGCAGUGACUUUUCAAAGACUGAAUCAUAAAGGUUCUUUUCAAUAGAGCUACAACUUUGAAAAUAUUUCCAUGAAAUAUGAGAAACUGCUGGUGUCCACAAGCAAGUGUUAUGAUUUGUAACAGUUUACUGGAAACUGUUUAUAUUUUGUGGAGUAGAGGGUUUUCCCCAAAAUACAACAGCCCAUGCAUGUCACCAACCAGUGUACCAAUCAUUUCUUUCCUGUAUACAAAAUAGAACCCAACAACACACUACUUAACAGCAACUUGGCAGUUUUUAAGGAAACAUAAUCUCACUAUUGUGUCAAAUUUAAAUUUCUACAGUUUCUUCUGAUGGAGCUAAUCAAGAAAGAGUUAAAAAGUUGGAGUGAAACUCUACGUAUCGACAAUGUUCCUAGAUCACCAUUAGGUAACAAUGAUUAAGAACUAGUGCUUCAGUUAGUGUUGCAUGAUAUCAUAGGUUAUAAUCCAUCAAAUCCUCUUUCUUGUAUGCCAUUGGUCUAAAUUCAACCCAUAACAAAAUAUAUCCCCAGCAUAAACUGGUGAAUAUCCAAGAAUAUACCCAAAGUGAUAUUACCCAAUUUUUAAACUUUUGUCCACUUCAAAAAAGUCAUUGUUUGAAAUUCAAUUCAAGAUGAGAGAACGUUUUGUGGUUGUUACAGAAGUAUGGACAUGUCUGUUUGUUUAUAAAAUUAUACCAGAGAACAUUGAAAAAUUAACAUCUUGCACAGUAAAUGGUGAGUUGUUCGUAAAUAUUUUUUCUGUGUGAUGCAACUGUAUUUGAAGGAUAAGAAACGCAAUAACCUCUAUAUAGUGCAAAAAUAUGCUCAUUUAUUAGUCCUUGGACAUUAUCUGUUCCUCAAGCCUCACAUUUUUCUUCAAGCUUUGCUCUUGGAAAACUGUUUGCAUCUAAAACAGGUAGUGUCUGAGGACAAAUAUCCAUGCAUAUUUUUGCACCAAAGGGAGACUAUUGUUUGCAUACUUACAACAUUAUGUGGAAGGUCUGAAUAGUUAAUGCUUUCAGGUAAACUGAAACAAGAAUUUUCAUAUUUCUUCUGUUAUGAGAGGAAGAACACUUUAAUUGACCUUUACCUUUAUCAGAUACAAAUGCAAAAAUAAACACAGAGCAACUCUGUAGAUAGCCUAACAAUAAUACUUUAAAACUGAUACAAUGCUUUGCAAACAGCUAAUGCAGGCAUCUUAAAAGAGUGACACUUAUUGUUCAAAGUACAUGUAAUUGCUUCAUAAGAUGAAACAGUCGUAUACUUUUUGGUGUCUAUCAUUUUCAGACUUUUCUUUUUGGGUGGCAGCCAAUAUGCCCUUAGAUGAUAGCCUUAGACUUCAAAUACUUGGUAUCAACUGUCCUACUCAAAGACUACGAAAAGAGCUAGAAAUAGUCCGUAAGGUAAUUUAAAAGAUUCAAACUUUUAAGAGCAACCUCCUCUUUACUGUUAAACAAAGUAUAUACUUUACUGUAACAUGUGCACCUGUCGUUUUUCGAUCCUUCCCCCUUUUUUUCCUGCUGUUUUGUUUAGGUUUCUCUCUUUUUGUGUGGACCUUGGUAUGUAGGACAUACGUCAAAGAAUACCAGCUUUCCUCACGCCCAGGGAUUAAACUGACAUUUAAAGUAACGAUUUCUAAUUUUGUUCUGGAUCGUUUACUUUUGUUUCGUUGUUAUUGGUUUUUAUUUACUCGCCUUUAAGUGCCAACGAAGAUAAGUUUACGCGAACUCAAUUACCCUUGGUCUCGUUGGUUAACUGAAUGUUUGACAUUAGCAAGAAGUAAUGGGAUCAAAGACCCCAUUUUUUUCUCUUUUCUAUUUCGCGCAAGUCCAUAGGAUCGUUUUUCCGGGAACAACGAAGACGGAUUGUAAAUUUUCGUAAAGUUGAGAAUGACUGUUUACUUUUUAAGAGUUUUGUUUGACCCUUAUCGAAUCCAGUUUUUAGAGGUACAUAACUCUUCUCAAAUAGACGAACCCCUAUCUACCAUCGAUUGAUUUCCAAUCCUUUUUCAACCGACUGACGGACGACUGACGUCACACCCACUACCCCACUUUUGUCUUACAGUGUAGCGUGUUGUGCUGUCGUAGUUGUGAUACCAAGAUCGUGGAAAAAAGUGAUUUGUUCAGGUGAGGCGUCAUUUGGUGAGUUAAGACCAUUCGAAUAUUAAAAUGAUGAUUUUCAGAGUUCCAUGAAACUUUCCUCAGUAAUAUUGCUCCAAAUCGACGGAAAGCUAGAAAGCAGCGCACAUAUUUGCCUAGUGAGAACCUUUCGGCCUUUUUUGUGAUUUAUACGGUUGUUGUAAAUGAAUUUUAGGUAUAUUCAAGAACGUUUGUCCUCAAAGAACCCAUUUUUUUCUAUAUCUCGGCUACCGCUACAUAUCAUUGCACAUACGAAGGAGAGAACCCGAUAAAUACACCUGGGAGCAUGUCUUUCCUUAAUUCAUUUUUACUCUGGUCUCUCAAUGAUUAGUUGUAGCAUGACAAUGCCACACUGCAACAGGGUUAAAAGUUAUGUCCAAAUGUUAUCCCGCAUCUGGCUGUUUUUAACUCCGUUGAACGUUAAAUCAUAGUUCAAUUAACUCUCCAGUAUUUUUAUGUUAUUUUUCAGUAUGUCCUUGGAUGGUCCGUUGGGUGCUUAUGUGAAUCCAAAUGGCUGGGUGCACGAGACACUCACAUUUUACCGAGCCUCCGGCAUCAGACUUAGAGGAAAACCCACCGCACAGAACAGCUGGUUUCCAGGGUAAGUCGGUAUCUCCCCCACCCACCCCUGCUAAAUGCUGCUAACCUUGUUAGAAGUAACCUUUGCGUAAUUUUCUCUUGUUCUGUGUACUUUUUUAUGGGGUUUUUCUGUUAGUUUUGCUUUCUUACAAAUCAAAUUUAUCUCGGUAAGGGAGUGACCUCACAAAGCGGAGCUGAGUGUAAAACCAACAUGCGAGAUAAACAUGGAUACUGAAAGUCAGAUGCUGGUAAUUGAAGAAAUUUACAGUGUGAAAGAGAACCUGACAUUCUGGUAGAGAAAUUGACUGAAUGUGUAAAAUCGAGGCAGAUUACAAGCAGAGCGAGUUAAGUGUACACUACUUGCAGAUUAGAUUUUUGAAUUUUUUUUUUCUUCUAGGUAUGCUUGGACUAUAGCUGAAUGUGCCCAAUGCGCUGAUCACUUAGGAUGGCGUUUCACUGCGGUCAAAAAGGGUCUGUCGCCCAAUAAGUUUUGGGGACUAACCCGAGCGUCUCUGCGUCCCACCUUAAAAUACGACGAGCAAGAAGAAACGUCGGGAAAGUAUACAAGGGCGUCAUCCUCCUCAUCCACCUCUUCGUCCCCAUAGAGACCCGUGCAGUGCAGCUAAAAGUAGCUCAAAAUACUGGAAACCCCAGCUUUGAAAACCUUGGACCCUGUCUUGGCUCGUUGUUGUAGAGAGGAUAUCAAGUUUUCUAACUUGUGAGGGGUUAGAAAACUGUGAAUGUCAAUGCACUUCUUUAGAAGGGUUCCAGAUAAUGCACCUCCAUACGUCGAUAAUUCAUGUGGACUGAGUGAAAGACAAAAAAUUUGUCAACGAUAGCUAUGACCGCACAACACUUUGAAAAUGUAGAACAAAAGUUUGAUGUUAUAUUGUAGAAAACUGAACUUUCUCUGUUUUGAUAAAAAUUGUAUCAAACAUGGACGAGGGAUCAGUUGUAUCCGCCACAAGGUUCUUUGUUAGUUUAAGCUCUAAACACGCGUACACAAGGUAUCGUUAUAGUUAGCAAAGCGCUCUUUACACCUUCGAUACGUAAAUGAAGUCGCAAUUACCCAAUAAUUUUAGAGGACGCGGUGUACGUCUAGAAUAGGGCUGUCUGAGAGCCUUAAUCAGCGUUGCUGUAUGUCGAGAGAAAUUCUAAUUUCUCUCAGCGUAGUGUUCUGAGUGAGAAAAAUCAGAGCAGGAAAGGGAAUACGGGAAGGCAGAGGAAAUUGAGGCGCUUUGACGGUUAAUGUUAUAAGAGUUAUCAGUAAGGACAACUUGACUGGCGGUAAUAAGAAGAACAGUGAAACGUGCAUAGUUAGGACUCAUUGUUGACUGAGGAAGCAUGAGUUGUGCUACUUCUAAUGAAAAAGGAGGCGGCGAUAUAAUUUUUUUUUCAGUAAAAACCAGUAAGCCUUGCGGUCGUAUUGAUACAAAGAUGAGAUGGAAUUCUCUCGUAUGUAGUUUAAAUAAGAAAUGGCGUAAUACGCAAGUUCGCAUAACAAAUGUCUUCGACGAGAGAAACGAGAAAUGAAGCUUUUUCACCUGUAAUGGUAUUUGAUGAUUUUAAUUCGUUUUUUUUUUGUCACGAAUCUUCUAUCGACACCCACAUUGACACAAAUCAGUUGAUUUUACUAUCACAAGCAAGA
Messenger RNA from Pocillopora meandrina, 8309 nucleotides. Lineage: Eukaryota; Metazoa; Cnidaria; Anthozoa; Scleractinia; Pocilloporidae. The record is from the annotation of a GenBank genome assembly.